Molecule: messenger RNA, 4231 nt
Organism: Nilaparvata lugens (brown planthopper)
Lineage: Eukaryota; Metazoa; Arthropoda; Insecta; Hemiptera; Delphacidae
Gene: Pgm1
Product: phosphoglucomutase
Biological process (GO): carbohydrate metabolic process
Cellular component (GO): cytosol
Molecular function (GO): magnesium ion binding; phosphoglucomutase activity
Source: RefSeq, a predicted model, not a curated record
GUCCUACUGUUAAACAUGGCGUUACAGGCUACGGAAGUUCAAACAACUUUUGAGGGUCAAAAACCCGGCACAAGUGGUUUACGAAAAGCUGUCAAAGUGUUCCAACAGCCUGGGUAUACGGAGAAUUUUGUACAGAGUAUUUUGACUGCUUUGGGUCCCCGCCUUGCCGGGUCUACUCUUGCAGUGGGUGGAGAUGGACGAUUUUUCUGUACAGAGGCCGUUGACAUCAUUAUAAAGAUAGCUGCCGGCAAUGGGGUUGCAAAAUUAUUGGUUGGCCAGAAUGGUAUUUUAUCAACGCCAUCCGCAUCCAACGUUAUCAGGAAACACAAAUUGACUGGAGGCAUACUUUUGACAGCCAGUCACAAUCCGGGUGGUCCUGACAAUGAUUUUGGAAUCAAGUUCAACACUUCAAACGGAGGACCAGCUCCAGAUGCUGUUACCAACGAAAUAUAUGAUAUAAGUAAAACUAUCACCAAAUACAAGAUUGUCAAGGAUUUGAAUUGUAAUAUUUCUGAAACUGGUCUAAAAAAAUUCCAGGUUGAUGGAAAAGCAUUCGAAGUUGAAGUAAUAGAUCCUGUAGCUGACUAUGUGAUCUUGAUGAAAGAAAUUUUCGAUUUUGAAUCCAUGAAGAAACUGAUCAAAGGAGAUGCAAAGAGGCCACCAUUUCAAGUUCUUAUCAAUUCAAUGCAUGGAGUUACUGGUCCCUAUGCGGAAGAGAUUUUCGUUAAAGAGCUGGGUGCCAGCCAGCAAAAUAUGGUUAAAACCAAUAUUUUGCCCGACUUUGGGGGCCACCAUCCUGAUCCAAAUCUAACCUAUGCUGCCGACCUAGUGGAGAGCAUCGAGAAAGGAGAGUAUGACUUUGGCGCUGCCUUUGAUGGAGAUGGGGACAGGAACAUGGUGCUGGGCAAGAAGGCGUUCUUCGUGACCCCUUCGGACUCGCUAGCAGUUCUGGCGGCUCACCUGGACUGCAUUCCCUACUUCAAGAAAGGCGGCGUUCGGGGAUUUGCGCGCAGUAUGCCGACCGGCGCCGCAGUUGACCGUGUGGCCGCCGACAAACACAAGGAGGUGUUUGAAACGCCCACCGGCUGGAAGUACUUCGGCAACCUCAUGGACGCUGGCCGCAUUUCUUUGUGCGGCGAGGAGAGUUUCGGUACUGGUUCAGAUCACAUUAGAGAAAAAGAUGGAAUCUGGGCAGUACUAGCCUGGCUGUCUGUUGUCGCUCACCUUGGCAAAUCAGUGGAAACUAUAGUGAAGGAGCAUUGGUCCAAGUACGGCAGAAAUUUCUUCACAAGGUACGACUAUGAGAAUUGUGAUGCGGAACAGAGUAAUAAAAUGAUGACUGAAUUGGAGAACAAAGUAAAAGCAGCUGAGUUUGCUGGUCAAACGUUCAAAAGCGGAUCAAAGACGUACACAGUGAAGGCUGCUGACAAUUUCGAGUACCUUGAUCCGAUUGAUGGUAGUGUCGCCAAAAAUCAGGGAAUAAGAAUUAUGUUUACCGAUGGUUCACGACUUAUAUUCCGUUUGAGUGGAACUGGAAGCAGUGGAGCCACCAUAAGACUUUAUGCUGAAAGUUACGAGUCGGACAAGAAGGUGAUUGAAAAUCCGGCUUCAGAAAUGCUCCAGCCAAUUGUACAACUAGCGUUACAAUUAUCACAACUACAAAAGUUCACAGGCCGGGAUAAACCUACCGUUAUCACAUAGAUAAUAGUUCCAAAUAGAAGGAUUGUUUCCCAAGUUUAUAAAAUUAUUAAAACUCAAUUAUUCAAGUUAUAGAUCAAAAUUAUUGAGACAAGUUAAUUACAGGUCAAACCUAAAUCUGAAUUAGUUUAUGAAUAUAAAUUUGUGGACUAACAGGGUUCCUGCAUUGAAAUUUUGCUCCUAGGUAGAGUACUUGAAUGGUAACAAUCGAAGUUUUAAAAAUAUUUUCAGGUGAACAUAAAUGUAACAAACUCAAAUCAACUCAAUUGAAUUAUUGCCGUUGGAGAAAACAGUAUACUCUUGUUAGUAAAUCUAUCACUAGCAUUUUUAUACAUCGAAGAAGUUUUUAGAUUUGAAGGUCUUGAAAUCGUUGAACAUUUCAUUGAAGAAAUGACUGAGAUGAAUCUGACAUUCCCAGUAUAAAUUAUUGAAACAGUUCUUAACACAACUGAUUCAGUUGCAUAUUAUCUUGUUACUUAGAUAACUCUUAGACUAAAGCACUCUGAACAGUAGUGGAUUGGAAGUUCCAAAACAUUUCUUAGCACUUCAACGUCAAAAUAAGCAUUGAAUAUUCAGUUAUCAAUUGUUUAGUACUAGAGUUGUGAUUUAUAUUUAGAAUUCUAAAGAACGUUAAAUUUUUAUUGUUAGAGAAGAAAUAUUCAAUAGAUGAUCACUUUAUGCUUAAUACCAUGCAGUCAAUAAUGAUUCAAUUGAUUAAAUCAAUUAAAAAUACUUAUUGCAGUAGUAAUUCUUAGUUGUAAUGAAAAUAAUUUCCUAUAUUUGAUAUUAAUCUUGAUUUACUGUUUACUUUUGAAUUCUUUCCUUUAUGGAAAUAUGUGUUGUAUUAGGAAAAUCAUUUUAGAAGAAAAUCUUUCAUGACUUAUGACUUAUUCAUCAAAUAGAAACGUGUUUAGAAACAAUUAUUGUAUUCAUUCCUGAUGUAUAAAAGGGACCGAUCAAAUAUUUCACUUAGAUCAUGUUUUGAUGUAUUUGUUACCCAUAUUGAAUUGCAUGUAAACUCUCUUCGAUAUUGAUAAAAGUAAGAUGUAAAUUUCAGAUAUAGAAUCUAGAUUUAAGAAUAUUGUAAGUACAUUAUUGUAAUAAGAUUAUGGUAAACAUAAUUCUUUCUAUGAUUCAAGAUCACUCCCUUAUUUCUGAAACUAUUACUGAUUAAAUUUCUAGUUCUGAUUUGACAAGAAUCAAACUGAUACUGGAAAAUUUCCAAGUAGACUGAUGAUAUUAUUUCAUUUCUUGUGAAAUUAGACAACUUUGAUAUUAUAAUGAAUGGUGUAACAUUUUAAUAACUCGAGACUAAAUUUUCCAUUAAUAUUGUUGGAAACAGGACUAUCAAAAGUUGGUAACUCAAUCAAGCAUUCUGGAUUAAAUGUUUCAAAAUAAAGGUGAUGAUCGAAUAAUUCUAAACGGUAAAUAUCCAUUUGAAACUUGAUACAUAUUACUGUUAAUAAUACAUGAGACAUACACGUACAAAUGUAUGAAUAUUCCUUAAUGCUAUCUCAAUGUUUCCUCCAAUAGAAUUAUUAAUUAUGUUGAAAUAAAUAUUCACUACUUGCAAACCAUCAAUUAACCAAAAUCUAUUGUUUUACGAAUUUUUUCUUCAGAUGCAUGAUUAAAUAAGCUAUAUUGAAUUGAAGUAAUUGAAACUAUACCGGUUUUGAAGUUCCAACUAAAUUCUUGGAUCCAAGAGCCUUUUCUCCAUAGCACUAUGAAUUGUUGAAGAUUGGAAGUGUUCAAUACUGAACGGAUCUUGGGUGAAUGUUUGUUUUUUAAUUUUAUGGUGAUUUGAAAGGAAAGUAGCCAUUUGGGAAAAUGAAUUGAAUGCUGUAGAUAUAGAUCUAAACUAUAAUGGAAUAUUAAUGAUGUAAAUAUUAUGACACUUGUGUCCAGGUCUUUUCAAUUGAAAAUUUGAUAAUUUUUCCAAAAUAAUCAGCUUUAUUUAUUCAUUCUCUUUCAAGGUAUUAGCCUAGUUAUUUUUGAAGUAUUCAAUUAUAAUAAAUUAUAAUAUUGGUUAUUAUACUUAAUAGGUAUGGAUUAGAGUUGCAGUAAAUUCUUUAUCCUUAUAAUAAUAAAGUUGUGCUUCUUGGAAAAAGUUAUGUUCCUUUGGAAAUUCUAUAUACAAAUUGAAUGUAAGCUACUAAUUGCCAUUCAUCUCAGUGAUGGAAAAAUUGAUGACAGAAUGUUUCUUCCAACUCUAACAAUAAAUAAUAAUGAUAGAUUUAUUGACAUUCAUUAAAUGAACAAAAGCCUCUCAAUCGAGGUAGUUUGUGAUUGGAAGUUACCAAAAAAACAUCUUCGUAAUAUCAAAAUUUACUACUAGUUCUGUGAACAGUAGACCUCACGCAGUUUUCUCAUCCACAAGUAUCUGGUGUCACCUGUUCUAGUUGCAGCGAUACCAGCCUUUACAAUAUAUUUAUAAAUUGUCCAUGAUUAUUUGCCAUCUUCUCUGAUCCCUGGCUGUUGUCGGCCACAAUAAAUAAUAUUCAUUUUUCCAAUUUUAUCAAUGAAAUUACUUCUA